AUGGGAUCUUGCCAGGUUAAUUGUUGUGCCAUUAAAAACGGAGAAUUAGUAUCAAAAGAUUGUAGAAAGAAUGAAAUAGAUUUAGAUAAUAUUGAUGAACUUGAUUAUGACUAUGAAAAUAAAGCAAAUAGCAUAGUAUCAGUAUCCAAACAUGAAUAAGUAAAUGAAUCUCCAAAAUCAAAUAAUAAAGAAAGAGAAAAAUUUGAAGUUGAUAAUGAUAGUUAAUCCUUAAAAAAGAAUUUAGAGCCAUAAUCACUUAAAGAAGUGACGAUAACAUAUUUAAAUUGUGUGGAAAGAUAAAAAUUUGGACCAAUUUAAUUAGAUAAAGGUGCAAUAUAUGAAGGGGAAUGGUUGUUAGGUAAAAGAGAUGGAAUGGGGAAAUAACAAUGGCCUGAUGGUUCAAGUUAUGAAGGCUAUUGGAAAGAUGAUAAAAGCUGUGGUUGGGGGAAAUUAUUACAUGCUGAUGGUGAUAUUUAUGAAGGACAAUGGUAAAAUGAUAAAGCAAAUGGGAAAGGCGACUAUGUUCAUAUAAAUGGAGCAAAAUAUUAAGGAAAUGUAAUCAUUUAAAUAAUUUACUUUAGUGGGUAGAAGAUAAAUAAGAAGGUUUUGGAGUUGAAAUUUGGCCAGAUGGUGCUAAAUAUGAAGGGGAAUAUAGAUCAGGUAAGAAGAAUGGUAAAGGAAUACUAAUGUUUGUAGAUGAUUCAAAAUAUGAAGGGAUGUUUGUUGAUAAUUAAAUAAAUGGAUAUGGAACAUAUUAAUGGCCAGAUAGUAGAAUAUAUUCUGGAUAAUGGAAGAAAAAUAAAAUGCAUGGUCAUGGAUAAGUGAAUUGGCCAGAUGGUAGAAAAUAUACAGGAGUAAAAUAAUUUUAAUUUUAGGAAUAUGUAGAUGAUAGAAAACAUGGUAGAGGAUUAUUUGAAUGGGGUGAUGGAAGGAAAUAUGAAGGUAUUUGGAUUAACGGUAAAUUCUUGUAUAUUUUUUAGGGAAGUAAUAAGGAAUUGGGAUAUAUUAUUUACCAAAUGGAGAAAAAAAAUAUGGUGAAUGGAAGGAUGGAAUAAAAAAAAGAUGGUUAGAAGUAGAAGAGAUUGAAAAAUAUCUUUAAGAAACUAAAUUUAAUUAAAAACUAGAUUGA
Paramecium pentaurelia is the source of this 1129-nucleotide messenger RNA. The record is from the annotation of a GenBank genome assembly. Lineage: Eukaryota; Ciliophora; Oligohymenophorea; Peniculida; Parameciidae.